Molecule: messenger RNA, 1130 nt
Organism: Dichomitus squalens LYAD-421 SS1
Lineage: Eukaryota; Fungi; Basidiomycota; Agaricomycetes; Polyporales; Polyporaceae
Product: vacuolar protein sorting-associated protein 26
Exons: 7
Coding region: 156-1049 (297 amino acids)
Biological process (GO): intracellular protein transport; retrograde transport, endosome to Golgi
Cellular component (GO): retromer complex; endosome
Source: RefSeq, a predicted model, not a curated record
CGCACGCUCAGCUCAGUUCUGUCCUCCGUCGGCGCACUUUACACUUGGGCGUGCCCUCGACUUUUGCUGCGGUGAAUCUACCUAGUGCCCACUAUCACCCCUUGCACUUGACGACUGUCCCGAGAGUAACACUUCACGACCUCGCAUCUCACCCCAUGGCGGCCUACUUCUUCGCGUCCCCGGUUGAUGUUGAUAUCCGACUGGAGGGUGAAGAUGACAGGAAAAAGGUGGACAUUAAAGGGGAGAAGGAGAAGUUGAUAUCUUGUCCAGUAUACUAUGAUGGCGAAUCUGUCUCCGGUCAGGUGACGGUACGCGUACGAGACGGGAAGAAGCUUGCGCAUGAGGGAAUCAAGGUUGAGUUCGUGGGUAGUAUUGAGCUCUUCUACGACCGCGGUCAUCACCAUGAAUUCCUAUCAUUAUCACAAGAGCUUGCGGCACCAGGAGAGAUGCGGCAGGCUCAGACUUUCGAUUUCCUCUUCAAGAACGUCGAGAAGCAGUUCGAGAGCUACCAGGGCAUCAAUGUCAAGUUGAGGUACUUCAUCAAGGUGACCAUUUCAAGGAGAAUAGCGGACGUCACGAAGGAGAAGGACCUCUGGGUACACUCAUACCGCAUGCCGCCAGACAGUAAUAACUCCAUCAAGAUGGAGGUUGGUAUCGAGGAUUGUCUGCACAUUGAGUUCGAGUACAACAAAUCAAAAUAUCAUUUGAAGGACGUCAUUGUCGGGAAGAUCUACUUCCUCCUCGUGCGUAUCAAGAUCAAGCACAUGGAGCUGUCCAUUAUCCGUCGCGAAACGACCGGCUCGCCACCAAACCAGUACAACGAGAGCGAAACGAUCACCAAGUUCGAGAUCAUGGACGGUGCCCCCGUUCGAGGCGAGACGAUCCCGAUACGACUGUUCCUAGGGGGCUUCGAUCUCACGCCGACGUUCCGCGACGUAAACAAGAAGUUCAGCACGCGAUAUUACCUCAACCUCGUCCUCAUCGACGAGGAGAACCGGCGGUACUUCAAGCAACAGGAGAUCACGAUCUUCCGGAUACCAGAAAACUGAUUUGGACCAUGUACUAUAAUGUCGAUUGUUUAUUCCUUGGAUUUAUGACAUGCGGGCUGUGCUCCGAGUCCCCCAUUUGCG